AUGGAUGUUUACUACUUCUACAGCUACGGCACUGCCGCCUGGUUGGCAACACAGGCUGCGCCUCUCAUCACCAGUCCUACGAUGAUUGUUGCGCUGCUCUCCCCAGAAGUCCGCGAAGCUACAACUCUUGAAGUCUACUUCUCCCGCACACUCGGCUUCACCCUCCUCACACUGGGCAUUCUUACCGUCCUUCUUACGGGCUCCGUGCCGCUUUCAAGUAGUCUGGCAGAAGGCGUCUCCACAGAGAACACCGAUCCCAAAGCCCCCUACGCUCUCCCCACCCUUACAAUCACCGCCCUUUUCCACGCCACCUACGCCUUCUACUGCUACGGUCUGUGGACUGAGACAGGUGUGACUUCAUUCAGCUUGGGCAGCUUCGGCUCAGGAUUCCUUGCUGUCGUCGCGUUGUGGUGCGUCCUGUUUGCGAGCAGCAACGGCAAGAUCAGCCGGAAGACGGGCGCAGACAAGAGGACAAGUGGGUUCCCUUUCAAGAACAGCGAGGCCGACAAGAGGAAGGCCAGAUAGAGGGCUCGCUAACGCAUUUCGAAGCUUGAACAACGACUUGAGGACUGCGAAUGGUGUGGAUCUGCAGGCCGCAAACAUCGGUCCUGGAGCAAUUGACAGUAUAUCCCAGCG
Molecule: messenger RNA, 636 nt
Organism: Macroventuria anomochaeta
Lineage: Eukaryota; Fungi; Ascomycota; Dothideomycetes; Pleosporales; Didymellaceae
Exons: 5
Coding region: 1-525 (174 amino acids)
Source: RefSeq, a predicted model, not a curated record